GCGAGUCGGGUGGACUAGCGUUCCCGGGAAUAUUUUAAAAUGGCGGCGGCAGCAGCAGCAAAAGUCCAAGAAGUUAGAGACAUCACAAGAAUUGAAAGAAUUGGUGCUCAUUCACACAUCAGAGGUCUGGGAUUAGAUGAUGCUUUGGAGGCAAGACAGGUUUCUCAAGGAAUGGUUGGUCAAAUAUCAGCCAGAAGAGCAGCUGGGAUUAUCCUAGAAAUGAUUAAGGAAGGAAAAAUUGCAGGAAGAGCAGUUCUCAUCGCUGGACAACCAGGCACUGGAAAGACGGCGCUGGCAAUGGGUAUGGCUCAGUCGUUGGGUCCAGACACACCAUUCACCAGUAUCGCUGGUAGUGAGAUCUUUUCUUUGGAGAUGAGUAAAACUGAAGCCCUCACUCAAGCUUUUAGACGUUCAAUUGGUGUUAGAAUCAAGGAAGAAACAGAAAUAAUCGAAGGUGAAGUUGUUGAGAUACAAAUUGACAGACCAGCCACUGGAACGGGUUCAAAACUGGGCAAACUAACUUUAAAAACAACAGAAAUGGAGACUAUUUAUGAUCUGGGAACAAAAAUGAUUGAGUCGAUUACGAAGGAGAAAGUACAAGCUGGAGACGUCAUCACAAUUGAUAAAGCAACAGGAAAGAUUUCAAAACUAGGAAGAUCUUUCACAAGAGCGCGAGAUUACGAUGCCAUGGGAGCUGAGACAAAGUUUAUUCAGUGUCCUGAAGGUGAACUACAAAAGAGAAAAGAGGUUGUCCACACCGUGACACUUCAUGAGAUUGAUGUCAUCAAUAGUAGGACCCAGGGAUUUCUAGCGCUCUUUUCAGGUGACACUGGUGAGAUAAAAGGUGAAGUUCGAGAACAAAUCAAUGCGAAGGUCGCUGAAUGGAGAGAAGAAGGAAAAGCUGAGAUAGUUCCUGGGGUUUUAUUCGUUGACGAAGUGCAUAUGUUGGAUAUAGAAUGUUUUUCAUUUCUAAACCGUGCUUUGGAAAGUGAUAUGUCUCCUAUUCUUAUAAUGGCCACUAACAGAGGAAUAACAAAAAUCCGAGGUACAAACUACACCAGUCCUCACGGCAUUCCACUUGAUCUUCUUGAUCGUCUACUUAUUAUAACAACCACACCUUAUGAAGCGAACGAAUUGAAACAGAUCUUAGCCAUAAGAUGUGAAGAAGAGGAUGUUGAGAUUGGAGAAGAAGCCAUGGGAGUCUUAACUAAGAUUGGACAGGAAACAUCUUUGAGAUAUGCUAUACAACUAAUUACCGCUGCUAGUUUGGUCUGUAGAAAAAGAAAGGGUACAGAAGUGGAGAUUGACGAUAUUAAACGUGUGUAUUCGUUAUUCCUUGAUGAAUGUCGUUCAUCCCAGUUUCUUAAAGAAUAUCAACAAGAAUUCAUGUUCAGCGAAGAAACAACGACAUCGCAAGAACCAACUCCAGUUGAUUCGAUGGAAACUGAGACUGCUUCUUAGAUAUGAACCUAACUUUGUUUCUCAAUAUAAUAACUUUACAUAACAUUGCGCAUUUUUAUCAUAGCUUUCAUUUCAUCCCUGUUGUCUCGACUAAAGUCAUGGUGCAAAUGGUGGAUAUGUAUAUCCUAGGCUAGUGG
Dendronephthya gigantea is the source of this 1598-nucleotide messenger RNA. Its product is annotated as ruvB-like 2. The record is from RefSeq and is a predicted model, not a curated record. Gene Ontology annotation, cellular component: Ino80 complex; R2TP complex; Swr1 complex. Bases 40 to 1461 code for a protein of 473 amino acids. Gene Ontology annotation, molecular function: ATP binding; DNA helicase activity; ATP hydrolysis activity. Lineage: Eukaryota; Metazoa; Cnidaria; Anthozoa; Malacalcyonacea; Nephtheidae. The transcript has 15 exons. Gene Ontology annotation, biological process: chromatin remodeling; box C/D snoRNP assembly; regulation of transcription by RNA polymerase II.